Molecule: messenger RNA, 976 nt
Organism: Onthophagus taurus
Lineage: Eukaryota; Metazoa; Arthropoda; Insecta; Coleoptera; Scarabaeidae
Source: RefSeq, a predicted model, not a curated record
AUAUUGCGUUUACGAGCAAUUUCUUAAAUCUACCUAAAUCUAAAUUAAACUUAAAAUUAUCAAAAUGGUAAACACAGACUUAGCAAGCUCAUCAAACUCCUCAACUUCUUCAAAUCGGUCAUACGUUUCAAUCGAAAUUUCAAUCGCAAAAGAUAUGUUAACACGUUUUGACGGAUCAAAACAUAAAUUUCAUGAAUUUAUAUAAAUGUGACAUAAUUGUGACAAAGCUAAUCAAUAUGUUAAACCCGAAUUAAAAAAUAUUUUAUUCGCUAUUAUAGAAACACGAAUUACUGAUAAUGCUAGGGCCAUAAUAAGAAACCGUUCAUUUAAUAAUUGGCAGGAAUUAAAACAACAUUUGUUAGAUUUAUAUUCCGAAAAACGAACCAUGAGCCAAUGGCAAUUGGAAUUAAAUUCUUGUCGUCAAAAUGUAGGCGAAAACGUUUUAUCCUUUUCAAAUAAAAUAGAACACUGUUAUGUAAAAUUAAUUAACUCUUUAGACGAGGACCUUACUAGAGAAGCUCGUACAGCGUGCUCAGAUUUAUUGAAGAACGAAGCAUUAAGAAUUUUUAUAAGUGGUCUAAAUAAAGAUCUCGCGUUAAUUGUAAAGUCACAAAAAACAGAUUCUCUAGAAAGCACAAUCGCUUUGGCGUUAGUCGAAGAACAAGAAUUAAAAUCAAAAGCAGACAUAUUCAAAUACCAAAAUGUUAAUAAUUCAUAUGCAAAAUUAUGUAAUAUUUGUAACAAAUCGGGUCACACCACAUUCAAUUGUAGAUAUAAAAAUCAACAACCACCCAAUAACAAAAAUCAAUUCCAAAAUAAUAAAAGGCAAUUCCAUAUCAAUCAGGUUCAAGGGUCAAGUCAAAAUUCACAUCGCAGUUCAAAUCAUANAUUUCAGUUCUAUUGCCCAACCUCUUACCAAACUAUUAAAAAAGGAUACCCCUUUCCUAUGGACCAGUCUACAACAGAAUUCUUUUGA